Labrus mixtus (cuckoo wrasse) is the source of this 5930-nucleotide messenger RNA. RefSeq names its product CTR9 homolog, Paf1/RNA polymerase II complex component (gene ctr9). Gene Ontology annotation, biological process: regulation of DNA-templated transcription. Gene Ontology annotation, molecular function: RNA polymerase II complex binding. The coding region runs from base 113 to 3559 and encodes 1148 amino acids. Gene Ontology annotation, cellular component: Cdc73/Paf1 complex. The transcript is spliced from 23 exons. The record is from RefSeq and is a predicted model, not a curated record. Lineage: Eukaryota; Metazoa; Chordata; Actinopteri; Labriformes; Labridae.
GUGUGUUUGUUUCCUACCGGACGCAUGUAGUAGCUACCAUAAGACAACGGGAAGAGAUUUUGAAUUUUUUUUAAAGAUUUAACUUCAAGUGGAAUUUUUUCCCUCCCUCAAGAUGUCUCGGGGCUCUAUUGAGAUCCCUUUACGGGACACAGAUGAGGUUAUUGAGCUUGACUUUGACCAGCUGCCAGAAGGAGACGAGGUCAUCAGUAUCCUGAAGCAGGAACAUACACAGCUUCACAUAUGGAUCGCUUUAGCGCUGGAGUACUACAAGCAGGGCAAAACAGAAGAUUUUGUCAAGCUUUUAGAGGCAGCUCGUAUCGAUGGAAACCUGGACUACAGAGACCACGAGAAGGAUCAGAUGACCUGUCUGGACACAUUGGCAGCUUACUAUGUCCAGCAAGCACGUAAGGAGAAAAACAAAGAUGCCAAGAAAGAGCUCAUCACACAAGCUACGCUGCUCUAUACGAUGGCAGACAAGAUCAUCAUGUAUGAUCAGAACCAUCUGUUGGGAAGAGCCUGUUUCUGCCUGCUGGAAGGAGACAAGAUGGACCAGGCUGACGCUCAGUUCCACUUUGUCCUCAACCAGUCCACCAACAACAUCCCUGCUUUACUAGGUAAAGCCUGCAUCUCCUUCAAUAAGAAGGACUACAGAGGAGCUCUGGCAUACUACAAAAAGGCUCUACGUACAAACCCUGGCUGCCCAGCCGAGGUGAGGUUGGGGAUGGGCCACUGUUUCGUGAAGCUCAGCAAACUGGAGAAGGCUCGUUUGGCUUUUGAUCGAGCCCUGGAGCUCAAUUCCAAGUGUGUAGGAGCUCUUGUCGGUCUGGCGGUUUUAGAGCUCAACAGCAAGGAAGCGGAUUCCAUCAAGAAAGGAGUGCAGCUCCUUUCACGGGCCUACACCAUCGACCCCAGCAAUCCCAUGGUGCUCAACCACCUGGCCAACCACUUCUUCUUCAAAAAGGAUUACAGUAAAGUGCAGCAUCUGGCCCUCCACGCUUUCCAUAACACAGAGGUCGAAGCCAUGCAGGCCGAGAGCUGCUACCAGCUAGCUCGCUCAUUUCAUGUGCAGGAGGACUACGACCAAGCGUUUCAGUAUUACUACCAGGCCACUCAGUUCGCCUCGUCUACCUUUGUGCUGCCCUUCUUUGGCCUUGGUCAGAUGUAUGUGUAUCGAAGAGACAAGGAGAACGCGGCACAGUGCUUCGAAAAGGUUUUAAAGGCCUAUCCCAACAACUACGAGACUAUGAAAAUUCUGGGGUCUCUGUACGCAACAUCUGACGAUCAGGAGAAGAGAGACAUCGCCAAAGGUCAUUUGAAGAAGGUGACAGAGCAGUACCCAGAUGAUGUGGAGGCGUGGAUAGAGCUGGCUCAGAUCCUGGAGCAGACUGACAUUCAAGGGGCGCUGUCAGCAUACGGCACAGCCACCCGUAUCCUGCAGGAGAAGGUGCAGGCUGACGUUCCCCCUGAGAUCCUUAACAACCUGGGGGCUCUUCACUUCAGACUGGGCAACCUCGGAGAGGCAAAGAAAUACUUUCUUGCAUCUCUGGAGCGAGCCAAGGCUGAAGGAGAACAUGACGAGCAUUACUACAACGCCAUUUCUGUCACCACCUCCUACAAUCUGGCCCGUCUGUACGAGGCGAUGUGCGAAUUCCACGAAGCUGAGAAACUCUACAAAAACAUCCUGAGGGAGCAUCCUAACUAUGUGGACUGUUAUCUGCGUCUCGGGGCGAUGGCUCGUGACAAAGGAAACUUCUAUGAAGCUUCUGAUUGGUUCAAAGAGGCUCUGCAGAUCAACCAGGAUCACCCAGAUGCCUGGUCCCUGAUAGGGAACCUCCACUUGGCCAAACAGGAAUGGGGUCCGGGUCAGAAGAAGUUUGAGCGUAUUCUGAAGCAGCCGUCCACACAGAACGACACGUACUCCAUGCUGGCUCUGGGCAACGUGUGGCUGCAGACUCUGCACCAGCCAACCAGAGAUAGAGAAAAGGAAAAGAGACACCAGGACCGAGCCCUGGCAAUUUACAAACAAGUGCUGCGAAAUGACUCCAAGAACCUCUACGCUGCAAAUGGCAUCGGUGCCGUCCUGGCCCACAAGGGUUUCUACAGAGAGGCUCGAGAUGUGUUCGCGCAGGUGAGGGAGGCCACAGCAGACAUCAGUGAUGUCUGGUUGAAUCUGGCUCACAUCUACGUGGAGCAGAAGCAGUACAUCAGCGCUGUGCAGAUGUAUGAGAACUGCCUGAAGAAAUUUUAUAAAUAUCAGAACACAGAGGUGCUGCUGUACCUUGCGAGGGCGCUCUUCAAAUGUGGGAAACUCCAAGAGUGCAAGCAAAUGCUGCUAAAGGCCCGUCACGUAGCCCCCAGUGACACAGUGCUGAUGUUCAACGUGGCUCUGGUGCUUCAGAGACUGGCCACUCUUGUGCUGAAAGAUGAGAAGAGCAACCUGAAGGCUGUGCUCAGUGCCGUCAAAGAGCUUGAGCUGGCUCACAGGUACUUCAGCUACCUCAGCAAGGCCGGGGACAAGAUGAGGUUUGACCUUGCUCUUGCGGCUUCUGAGGCCAGGCAGUGCUCUGACCUGCUGAGUCAGGCACAGUACCAUGUGGCGAGAGCCAGAAAGCAGGAUGAGGAGGAGAAGGAGCUCCGGGCCAAACAAGAACAAGAGAGGGAUAUAUUGCGUCAGCAGAUGAUGAAAGAACAGGAGGAAAAGAGGAGCAGAGAGGUGGAGGAACAAAAGAAGCUCCUGGAGCAGAGAGCUUUGUUCGUGGAGAAGACCAAGAACCUGCUCACCUUCGCUGAGGGAUCCAAGGAAAUGGCCAAAGAGAAGAAAAAAGGAGGCGGAGGAGGGGGACGUCGUAAGAAAGGAGGCGACGGGGACGACUUUGUCAACGACGACUCUGACGAGGACCUGCCAGUCAGGAAGAAGAAGAGGAGGAAGGGUGGCAGUGGCAGUGAGCAGGAGGAGGGAGGCAAGAAGAGGAGGAGGCCUGCUAGAGGAGGAGAUGACAGCGAUGACGAGGAAGGAGGAUCUCGACCCAAGAAGCAGCGCAAACCCAAAGAGCGCAAGAAGUUUGAAAAGCCUCAGCCUGAGCGUCUGCCACCAUCUCUCAAAGGAAAGAUCAAGUCGAAGGCCAUCAUCUCUUCCUCUGACUCCUCUUCAGAUGAGGAUGGACUGAAAAUAGCUGAAGACAGGCAACAGAGAGACAGUGGUUCAGGAUCUGAUGACGAGGGCGGCCACAAGAAGCGCAUUGCAUCCGACAGCGACUCAGAUGGUGGAAGGAACCAGUCGGGCAGUGACGCAGGCAGCCCGCGACGCUCUGCAGGCUCAGGGGGGGACGACUCUGGCAGCGACCGUCCAGUGAGGAAGAGGAGGGUGCAGCGGCAGUCCGACUCGGAGCAGUCAGACAACGGGAGCAAAAGGGGUCGGUCAGGAUCAGACAACGAGUCCCCUCCAGGUUCGCCUGCAGCAGCUUCUGACCGAGGAUCAGAGCGGGGAUCUGAUGCCGGCUCCCCACGCCCUCAGAGCGGCUCUGAACCUGAAGCCUCCAACAAUGAUGACAGUGAUUAAAUCUUGAACCCUCCCUCACAGACUUCUUAACCGUACAAUUCAAAGAUAAUCUUCACAUCUGCAUUUUUGUUGUUUUCUAUUAAAAGCAGGGAUUUCUGUCUGUAUGAGCUCUUGGAAUUAGCCUAGAAGGUGUAUGUCCUCUGGCACAGCGUUAAAGCCUUUCCUCAUGUCUUACCAGAGAUGUCUUUUCACAGAUGCUAUGUUUUGUUAGAGACACAUGAGAUAGUUUGAAGUGGAAUAAAAUGUGAACUCAACUUUUUAGUUUUUUUUUUUUAUCUCUGAUGAUCAGAAAAGACACUGACCCAAAAAAUGGUAAGAUCCUUCAACAUGUCAAAUAAAAAAAGAAACAAGGAAUUUUAUUUUUUUUAAUCAAACAAUGAGGCAAAUGAAAAAUACUGUUUGCUACUAAUGUGAGUCUGUUCAUUCUUGUGUUAUGACCUUACUUAACCUAAAAUGUGACAGAAUAAGCUCCAGAAAAGGAAACUGUUUUAAGAUGAAAAUGUGCUGUAUAAUAAUUCAAACGCAUAUGGUAUAUCAUGUUUAUUAACUAUAACGUGAAGAUUAGGUCUGAGCUGAAUCAUGACCCUCAAGUUAGAUAAAUACGGAUUUAAUGUACAACAAAAUGAUUUUACCGAUCAGUUAUUUGCCUUGCUGUGAAUACAAAUAUGGAUUUUUUAUAUUUAUAGUAGUCUGUGAAAUGAGGGGACAAGACACAAAGCUUGCUUUCUCUCCAUCCAAUAUGUUAAUCACGAGUUUGAUUUGAGAGUAGCUGGAUGCCCAUGUUUGGAGCUGAGUAGCUUUCAACUCAUGUCUGUAUUGAAACCCAUCUGACUGACUUCUAAUUUAAUAGGACCAUGUGAAGAGCUUAUUUGCAAAGCAGUAAACUGUUUUAAAAAAAGUCAAAAAAACUUUUAUUUCAGGUAAUGUCACUCAGACUGAAGUUGUGUGGCUUUAACCAAGUUCCCCAUACUGUGUUGGGUUUUUGCACCAGAGCACAUUUUGGAUCACAAAACCUUCUCUAUUUUAAAGUGCUAAUAAAAACUUUCAGGGCAUUGUUUUUCAGAAUGGCUUUUAUCUGUUUUUGCAAAUUAAGUCAAAGUGUAUAAUGUGGUCUGGGUACUGUUUGUAACAUUUCAUAAACUAAAAGCUUCUUAGAAAUUCAGCCUAUGUAAUCUACCCCUAUAUGUGUCUAAACUACUUAGUUUUGAAUUGCAUAAAGAGUCAACGUUAUAUAUUCAGAGGAAGAGAUGCACAAGACAAUGAAAUGAACCGUUAAACUUUAUUUAAGUUUGCUCUGUAGUUGUACACUGGACUUUCUGCACUUUAAUAUGACCGUGACGCUCCGAGAUAAGGUUUAGGUGUACACAUACAGUGCAUUCUGUAUAAUUUCAUGAAGAUAAUAAAAAGACCAUUUAAAAACUUGACAAAUAUGGUAAACAGACAUAAAAUCUCCACACGAGGUGGUGAAUAACUGUAGCACAGGAAACUAAGCUUUGGCUGUCUCAAAGUUUUAACCGAGACAUUCAAGUAUAGUCCGAGAUACAUUAGAGGUAUAUCCAUAUGAAUUGAUAAAUUAAAAAAAGGCCACACAGAUACACUCCUAACAGCACAAAGUUUCUACAUAAAAAAAGCUCUCGAUUCUUUUAACAAAAUGCAGGUAACUGAAAUCACACUGCAAAUCAAAACAGGCCAUUAUUGUUAGACAUCUUCAAAUCCAGGUUAUGAAUAUUCAAACAAGGUCUGCUUUUAAACACAAGAAAACUGCAAUUUAGGAUUGUUCCAACUAAUCAAGAAAAGUGUGUCUUACUAUUGCAACGACUCAUGAUGUUGAGCAAAGUGCAUCUAAUAGCUGAUAAACAAAUGCAGAUAAAAAUACGAGACAAGGCUCUUUGCAAUGUGUGUUUUUUUUUUUCUUCUCUUUUGUAAACAGUUUCAGUUAAUGGCAGCACUUUGUGACUCCUACCAGAUGUAAAAGGUGACACGAUGGUUUAGGUGCUGGUACAGGUUCCUGCACCAUACUGCCUACUGUUAAAGAAAACAUAACCCAAGAUGAUCGAAAUGAAUAAAACACCAGUUUUAGAGAAUCAUAUAUGAAAAUUAGAAAGUAAAGCAUUAAUACGAUAGGAUGGUGAUGCUGGCUAAACUGUUCAGAGUGGAAUCAAUUGUAACAGUGGUUUCAAUUUGUUAUAAACAACAAGGGAAUUUUCUUUCAAGGACUGGGGAGAGCAAAAGGAGACAAAGAAAAUUACAGAGUAAAAAAUAAAUCAUUGCAUCCUGAUAUCACAUGGCUUAGGCCUGUUCCUCAGUAAUCUUCGCCAUCUGACUCCUCCUCUUCUGCCGUCUCCAGCCAGGUCAGCCAUUGGUUCACCUG